GUACAUAAAUAUUGCUCGUACGGGUCCUUUAGCCGUAUUAAUCUUUCUGACUACGAAUUCGUUUCAUGCGACAGAUGCCGUUUAGACAGAAACCAGUUUUUCAGCCUGCUUACUUUUAGCGAUUUUCUCGAAAAACUAUGCCGAAUUUUUUACAACGCCGUUAGGCCGGUUGUUAUACACGUGCAACACCUCGAAACCCUUUCUGAAUUAUGUAUCAUGUUCAAGGUGGAGAUGAUCGAAGAACGUUGCGUAGUCGACGGUGACGGUAGUCCGCGCGCGUACCCAGGUUUAUGCGCUGUUCUGUUUGAGUUGCUUGGUGAUGUCACCGAACGCUUAAUAUAUCGCACUGAACAGUUCUCUGAAAAGCACAUCGCCGGUUAUAACCCGGCGCUUGCCCAUCGUUGCAUGAAUAUCUGCACCGCUUCUACGCUGAUGAUCAAAUGUGGACAUUUAGGUAAAAUCUCAGCAGCAGAUCUUCAUGGUUUGUGGUAUCCAACGGUUCAGCGAACAGUGAUGUGUUUGGCAAAGCUCUACCGCUGCCUCGAAGUACCUCUCUUUGUGCAUCAGUGUUUCAAGGAAUACUGGAACAGAUGCUCGGGACUUGACGCUUUAAACAGCCACCUGUUUGUCAUCAAGCAUUUGCUGAUACUGCGGGAGCAGACUGCUUCGUUCAGGGCGGACACUUUUCAGGAAUCACAUGAGGCUAAUUACUGGAAUUGUCGUGGUUUGGCGCUGCCUUUAUUCAGUGUAAGUGAUUCACAUGAGGGCAUUCCCACUUUAGUCAAAAUAUUCGCACCUAUGAGUAUCGGCAAUUCCGUUUUCAGUUACCCUGUUAUGCUACUUUCAUUGACUUUAAAGUAG
Molecule: messenger RNA, 861 nt
Organism: Soboliphyme baturini
Lineage: Eukaryota; Metazoa; Nematoda; Enoplea; Dioctophymatida; Soboliphymatidae
Source: the annotation of a GenBank genome assembly